Molecule: messenger RNA, 1916 nt
Organism: Nothobranchius furzeri (turquoise killifish)
Lineage: Eukaryota; Metazoa; Chordata; Actinopteri; Cyprinodontiformes; Nothobranchiidae
Gene: ptgesl
Product: prostaglandin E synthase 2-like
Cellular component (GO): mitochondrion
Molecular function (GO): prostaglandin-E synthase activity
Source: RefSeq, a predicted model, not a curated record
CAAUGCAUUGUGGAACUUUACGUAAAGCAAACAUGGCGGCCGCCUGUGUGCGACGGCUCGGUAAGGUCGGCCGGUGUUUUCUGGAGACUCGUUCCGGUACCAUCUCCUACCUACUGGGAAAUGUGGGCGCACACGGAUCUAGAAGGGCGUACAGUACCGGCGAACCGGGAUUUCGGUCCAAACUGCUCACCUCCGUGCGGGCAGGAGCAGGCAGUGCGCUGGGCUGCGCUUUUCUGUUAGGUGGAGGUUUAGGUUUAUAUCAGACGGUAAAGCUGUCCGUGCAGCAGCACCUGGCUGACGAGGACAGAAAGGAUAAUGGAGCCUCGUUUCAGGUGUCUGGCGACGGUUUGAAGCUGACUCUGUACCAGUACAAGACCUGCCCGUUCUGCAGCAAGGUGCGGGCCUUUCUGGACUACUACGGCCUGGAGUAUGACAUUGUAGAGGUGAACCCGGUGAUGAGGCAGGAGAUCAAAUGGUCAUCUUACAGAAAAGUGCCCAUCUUGAUGGUGGACGGAGAGCUGCAACUCAACGACUCAUCAGUCAUCAUCAGCUCCAUCAGAACGUUUAUGACCAACAAGGAGAAAAAAAUGUCUGACAUUGUCCGCUGCUACCCAGAGAUGAAGUCUUUGAACGAAAGAGGGAAGGAGGUGAUGGAGUACAACAACAAGUACUGGUUGAUGCUGAGCGAGGCUGAGACCGGAGCACUUUACCCUGAGAAGGGGAUGCAGAAUUUUUGUCCCAGAGAGGAGAUGAAGUGGCGUCAAUGGGCUGAUGAUUGGCUUGUGCACCUUAUAUCUCCAAACGUGUACCGGACCACCGGCGAGGCCUUGGCCUCCUUCGACUACAUCGUACGUGAAGGCAAGUUCGGUACUGUGGAAGGCUUCUUUGCUAAAUACGUAGGAGCAGCAGCAAUGUUCAUCAUCUCAAAACGAUUGAAAAGUCGACACAACCUGCAGGACGACGUCAGGCAGGAUCUGUAUAAGGCAGUCAACGACUGGGUGGCAGCAGUUGGGAAGAGCAGAAAGUUCAUGGGUGGAGAUCAGCCCAACCUGGCAGACCUGGCAGUGUUUGGAGUCCUCAGAGUGAUGGAAGGCCUCGAGGCGUUUGAUGACAUGAUGAAGAAUACCAAAGUUAAAUUCUGGUACAGGCGCAUGGAGAGAGCCACGCUCAACCACGAGGGUCAGUCACAAAGUCCUUCAAACCACUGAACCUUCAAACGGAAAGGGACCUCUGUGUUGGACUCUCAAACGCUGCCAGAGUCUGCAAAAAGUUGCACCACUUUGAUUAACUGGUUGUCUAAUUGCUGAAAUCCUGUGCAGAGGUUGUGGCUGUAUCUGGGUUAGUGACACCUGCAGGUGGACGUAGGAACUGCAUCCACCUCUUUAAGUCAAUUUUUUUUUCAGAAUACAGAAAAUGUGCAUUUAGACGUGAUUACUCCCAGUUAUUGUCUAGGAUUUAAAAAGUCAAAAUUAAAAUAUCAGCUCUGUAAAUUAGAAGUGGACACCUUACUUGUGUAAUAAAGAGUCCGCCAGUUUGGAUUUAUAGAUUAAAACAAAAAUCUAUCAUUAUUCUUAAGCAUUUCCCUCCUAACUAAAACACGAAAGAAAAACCUCUUUUCAAAAAUGCACACUUUAGGUCACUUGCAGGUUUAAGUUGAUCCAACGUAAAUCUAGAUGGUUUUCUUUUUUAGUGUAAAAGUUCAGAACUUUUAGUUUUUAUUUUUGUGAUUUCUUUUUCAGUUCGUCCUCAUAUGACAUUAAAAACAGCUGGUAGAUAUUUCCUUUGCUGUUUGCAGCAAGGACGAGGUUAGAUUACCUGCAUUUGUUAGUUUCUGUGUAACUGAUGCAGGAUAAGUUGGAAUGUACCUUGCUGCUUAAUGUAUUUAAACUGUAUGAAGCAAUAAAAAGCAAACCGUG